This is a messenger RNA of Effrenium voratum, 954 nucleotides long. NCBI's taxonomy places the organism in Eukaryota, Dinophyceae, Suessiales, Symbiodiniaceae. The record is from the annotation of a GenBank genome assembly.
GUCUGUCCAGGGCAAGGCGCAGGGAACGCGCCGAAGCAGCCGCCUGUUGCGUCACAGCCAGACGCAGUCGGCAAAGCCGCUGGACACGUCGCCCGCCGGGCACGAAAGAAGGCGCCCGGGAAUUCGCGCGCAGAGCUGCCCGAGUGCUUCGGAGAGGACUUCUGGGUCUCUCCUGGCACCGCGAGGAUUCCAGACCUGGAGCGCAUCUCAGAGCUGCUUUCCAGCGUCAAGGCGCGAGAGCAGCCGAAGAAGAGUGUGACCGAGAUAGUGGCUGCCUCAAAGGACCAGUGGCUGCGACGACUCAAGAUGGGCUUCUCCCUGCUUUUUGAGGGCGUGGGCUCAAAGUGGCAGCUGCUGGAAGCCUUUGCAGAGUCCCUGCGCCCGGCUUGGGACGUGGCCUGCCUGGACGCCUUCGACGCCCACGCCACGCUGCCCGCCUUCCUGCGCCAGCUGCUGGCGUACCAGAACCAGCACCGAGGGGCAGCCUCCUUGGACGGCCUCGUCGCCGCCGUGCUUGCAGUUCUGCAGGCGCCCUUGGUGCUCGUCGUGCACAACGUGGAGGAGCUGGCGCCGGCGCACCAGGCGGCUUUAAGCGCGUUGGCCAGGGAUCCCAACGUGCGGCUCGUGGCCUCCGUUGACCAUCUUUGGGCACCGCUGCUUUGGAGCAAUGACAUGCUGAAGGAUUUCAACUUCUGCAGGGAGGAGGUCCACACUGGCGAAAGCUAUGAUCUCGAGCUACGGGGCAAGUUUCCUGACAUGCCGAGUUGGUGUGACCCCUUCACUGUGGAGGUGGCAUCCAAGGUGAGCAUCGGCUUGGUGCUGAAGAGCCUCACCAACAACCACCGGGAGCUGGUGGAGGUCAUGGCGAAGAACCAGCUGGAAGGCGUCGUCCCUUGGAGAAAACCCACAAGAGUGGUUAUCUCUCAAAAGGACACACCCAAAUCAAACGUUUGA